Lathyrus oleraceus (garden pea) is the source of this 382-nucleotide messenger RNA. Its product is annotated as probable protein phosphatase 2C member 13, mitochondrial. The transcript has a single exon. The record is from RefSeq and is a predicted model, not a curated record. Gene Ontology annotation, molecular function: protein serine/threonine phosphatase activity. The coding region runs from base 8 to 337 and encodes 109 amino acids. Gene Ontology annotation, biological process: protein dephosphorylation. NCBI's taxonomy places the organism in Eukaryota, Viridiplantae, Streptophyta, Magnoliopsida, Fabales, Fabaceae.
AGUGACCAUGGAAGAUUUCUAUGAUGUUAAGACAUCAAUCAUUGACGGUCGUUCAGUGAGCUUAUGUGGAAUAUUUGACGGUCAUGGCGGUUCUCGUGCUGCUGAGUAUUUGAAGGAUCGUCUAUUUGAAAAUCUCACGAAGCAUCCAAAGCUUUUGACGGAUACCAAAUUGGCUAUAAGUAAAACAUAUCAGCAGACCGAUGCUGAGUUUCUGGACUCCGUAAAAGAUAAUUUCUGGGACGAUGGUUCUACUGCUUCAACAGCUGUUUUGGUUGAUAACCAUCUUUAUGUUGCUAAUGUUGGAGACUCUAGAAAUGUAGUAUCAAAAGCUGGAUAAGCAAUUGCUUUCUCUGAGUAUCAUAAACCUAAUAGAAGUGACGAG